AGGUUAAUACGAGCCUGAUAAAUGUCGGCGUUAGCUCGCUAAAUGUCUCCGUAACGUUAUCGAAUUUUCGAUAGUUAGCGAAUUUCAAUCCGCGUCAUUGGUUUGACUAAAUAUUGACUAUAACAACAGCCGCGCUGACAUCUGUUUUUGUGCUUCAAUUCAAAGGUUACAGCCAAGCGUCAUCGCUAUGAUAUCGGACACUGCGAAGCGUCGUAACCGAACGCUGCUGCUGGCUAACCAAAACUAACUAGCCGUUUAGCUAGUAGCUUCGUCGGCUAGCUAGGCUAGCUGUUUGCAAACACAUUGAGCUAGUUACGCUUAGAGGCCACCGUCGGGUUGAGAACAGGCAGAUGUGACCGAUCUGUGCGAUCACAGCCAGCAAUUCUUGGUUUCUUUAGCCCACCACCAUUCUGGGGCCAGGGUUAUCAUCAAGCUUUCUGGCUAAGAGGUUAGCAAGGUAGCUAACGACCUCCUUCUAGCUAGCCGAUUGCGCUUAUCAACAGCUGGCUACCUAACGAGUUAAGAUGGAUAAAGAGGAAUCGGAGCGGUUGAUAGAGAAAGCAAAGCUUUGCUUGCGGUCUGGACGGAGAGAAAAGGCACUUCAGCUCCUGUAUGAAGCCCAAAAGAUAUACCCCAGUACUCGGGCCAGAGUACUUAUCGAUGCGAUAGUGAGGAACGGGAGCUCCGCCGCCCCAGAGAGUCACAACGUUCCCCCGCCUAGAGGAUGGAGGAACGAGGAUUUGGGAGAGGGGAGAGGAGGGGAGGAAGGCAGCGCAGGAUCCAGCGAGGACAAGAAGAGCUACACAGAGGAACAGCGGCAGGGGGUUUUCAGGAUAAAGAAAUGCAGGGACUUCUAUGAGAUCCUCGGCGCUUCUAAAGAUGCCAGUGACGAGGACUUGAAAAAGGCCUACAGGAAGCUGGCCCUGAAGUUCCACCCAGACAAGAAUUGCGCCCCGGGGGCCACGGAUGCAUUCAAAGCAAUAGGCAACGCGUACGCGGUGCUGAGCAACCCCGAGAAGCGUCUCCAGUACGACCAGUACGGGGAACAGGCUCCCUCGGAUGCCUCCCACGGCCCCCCAGGGGCCCACGCCCGCCACGCCCCCAACCGCUCCUUCAACAGGGACUUCGAGGCCGACAUCUCCCCCGAGGAGCUCUUCAACAUCUUCUUUGGCGGAAGGUUCCCCACAGGCAACAUCCACGUGUACACCAACCAAGGGGCCACCUACUCGAACUUCUACCAGCCUCGACGCAGGCGCCCCUACGAGAGACGCGAGGAGGAGGUGGAGGAGAACCGCAGUCAGAACACCUUCACGGCCCUGCUGCAGCUGCUUCCUGUCCUGGUGCUCAUCCUCAUCUCUGUGUUCACGCAGCUGAUGGCCACCAACCCCCCCUACAGCCUCUUCUACAAACCGGCCAUGGGACUGGUGGUUUCCCGGGAGACGCAGAACAUGGGCGUGCCCUACUACGUGGAUAAGGGCUUCCAGAAGGAGUACCGCGGGGACGCUCUGGACGAGCUGGAGAAGAGCAUCGAGAGCGACUACAUCGAGCACCUGCAGAACACCUGCUGGAAGGAGAAACAGCAGAAGUCGGACUUGGCCAACCUGGGCCAGCUGUACAGGGAUGACCGGUUGAAGCAGAAGGCCGAGUCCAUGAAGCUGGACCACUGCGACAAGCUGUAUCGCUUUGUCGGCCGGCAGAGGGGAGACUGAGGACUUCUGGAGGGACGAGCAGAGAGCUGUAUCUUACACUAAAGUAUUGUUUAUUUAUUUUUUAUUCAUGAAACCGGGUCACUUUUUUUUUUUUUUUUUUUUUUUCCUCUCCAAGAAAUGUCUCUCCUCAAGCAGUGCAACGGUGGUGGACAACGCCCUUUGAAGUUGGGAGGAGGGAUGGGGGGGGAGGGGGAGGGAGAAAACAGUGCCUUCUCUCCUCUUGGAAGGAAGAAUAUGCAUGUAAGCUGCCAACCCUGGCCCUAUGUAGAUAACAGGAUCAGGCCCCGCCUGGCCGUGGCACUGUCGUGUUGAUGUACAGAAGCCAUCGUGUUACUUCCUUACAUUAAGGAAUUAAAGGCUUGUGGCCGAGGUUUGAGACGGCUUGUUUCAUGCUCAAGCUUUGUGUCGCUUAUCUGUUUGUGUUUCAUUUUUUCGUGCGUGUGUCAGAUACUAGGAUAGUCAAUGAUUGAUUUGAUUUUGUCUGUCGGCAGCACUGUAUCGGAGUGUUCUUAAAUAGUUCUUCGGGGUGCGUAUGGCUUGAGCAUUUGUAUUAAUGUUCUCGUUCAUGAAAGAAGGUUCUAGUCUUUUCCAGUGCAGUGCCAUGAAAACUGCAGUAAGCGUCAAGCUUAACCAGUGUUCCAGAGGGAUGAAAGCUGCUGUAAUGUGAAAAAAUGAGAUGGUAAAUGUUUUAAAAGUAAUAUAUAAGUCAACAAAUGUGUAGAUUUACUUCCGUCUAGCGAAACAAAAAUCAAUGAGCUCUAGGUCUUUAUAAUCCACUAGAUCCACUUUCUAUUAACGACGGAUCUUUUGUGUGGUACUGGAGAUACCUGUCGGUCCGUUUUUGCUGUGCACUACAAGACUAGCCAAAAGGCGACGAUGCUGUUGUCCAUCCUAUUGUCCAUUUGGUCAGACUGAUUGGAAACACUGUAAUGUUGUUUUAUAUGAAAGCCCCCCUCCCACACACACACUUGCUGCAUGCAGCCCUAUGAGAAGCUUUAGCCAUGCCCAGCAUCUCAUCCUCUCCAUAUCCCCUCUGUGGCACAAUAACAGUUCACAUGAAAUAUUAGGGCUGGGCGAUAUAUAUAAAAAAAUAUAUAUCUCGAUAUUAUCAAAUUUACGAUAUUCGAUAUAUAUCUCGAUAUGUUUGCAUUU
Messenger RNA from Osmerus eperlanus (European smelt), 2861 nucleotides. RefSeq names its product DnaJ (Hsp40) homolog, subfamily C, member 18 (gene dnajc18). The transcript has 8 exons. The coding region runs from base 525 to 1709 and encodes 394 amino acids. Gene Ontology annotation, molecular function: Hsp70 protein binding. Gene Ontology annotation, cellular component: endoplasmic reticulum membrane. Gene Ontology annotation, biological process: cellular response to misfolded protein. NCBI's taxonomy places the organism in Eukaryota, Metazoa, Chordata, Actinopteri, Osmeriformes, Osmeridae. The record is from RefSeq and is a predicted model, not a curated record.